AUGUCGCAAAGGGAAGAUACAAUGCAGAGGGAAAAUGAAAUGGGAGGGGAGAUGAGGGAGAAGGGUAAAGACCGUCAGGAGUUGAAGACUUCAAACUUGGACACUUCAGCAGACUUGGUGCAUCUUUCACCAUUUAGACUCCUUUUUUUAGUACCGAAAGUAAAGUCUUUUUUGCAAUUUUAUGCAUUAGAAGUGUCUCAAAAUCCUUCAAAUGUUCGAGCUUGUAGAAACAGGUGCAGGAUUGUCGACACUUUUAUGGAAUCGUUCUAUACGACCUUAGUUCAGAACCCUAAAGACUCUUUUGGUUUGAUGUUCUCUUUAAUCUUCCGGUUUUGUAAUGAUCAGUUGAGAUGUUUUUAA
This is a messenger RNA of Lactuca saligna, 360 nucleotides long. Lineage: Eukaryota; Viridiplantae; Streptophyta; Magnoliopsida; Asterales; Asteraceae. The record is from the annotation of a GenBank genome assembly.